AUAAUUCCAGAAUACCCCUAUUUUUGUCCUCUUUCCGUCCUUAGGACUUUAUCCACCAGCGAUGAUGUUGAGGACCGAGAGACUGAGAAAGGCCGCCUGGAAGAAGCUUAUGAGAAAUGUGACCGGGACUUGGAUGAGCUCAUUGUCCAGCACUACACGGAGCUCACCACCGCCAUCCGCACCUACCAGAGCAUCACGGAGCGCAUCACCAACUCCCGCAACAAGAUCAAGCAGGUGAAGGAGAAUCUGCUGUCGUGCAAGAUGCUGCUGCAUUGCAAGCGGGAUGAGCUGCGCAAGCUGUGGAUUGAAGGGAUUGAGCACAAACAUGUCCUGAAUUUGCUGGAUGAGAUCGAGAACAUCAAGCAAGUGCCUCAGAAGCUGGAACAGUGCAUGGCCAGCAAGCACUACCUCAACGCAACGGACAUGCUGGUGUCAGCGGUGGACUCCUUGGAGGGUCCCCUUCUUCAGGUGGAGGGGUUGAGUGAUCUGAGACUGGAGCUCCACAGUAAGAAGAUGAACAUGCACUUAGUCCUGAUAGAUGAACUGCACCGUCAUCUUUACAUCAAAUCAACCAACCGAGUAGGACAACGCAACAAGGAGAAAGGGAGAAUAAGUUCACUUGUGAAAGAUGCCUCUCCUGUACCUCUUAUGGAUGUUACUAACUUGUCUACGCCUCGGAAGUUCCUUGAAACUUCGCAGUUCAGUAAUCCUGGAAGCUCCAGCAUGCGAGAAACAAGCCUUCUGGAAAUUAAAGAAGAUACGGACCUGGAUCCAGAGGAGAACAGCACCAUCUUCAUGGGCAUACUUAUCAAAGGGCUGGCCAAGCUGAAAAAAAUCCCCGAAACGGUCAAAGCCAUCCAGGAUCGCUUAGAGCAAGAACUCAAGCAGAUUGUGAAGCGGUCCACAACCCAGGUGGCAGACAAUGGUUACCAGAGAGGGGAGAAUCUCUCCCAGGAAAAUCAGCCUAGGUUGCUGCUGGAGCUGCUGGAGCUUCUCUUUGACAAGUUCAACGCUGUGGCUGCUGCGCAUUCUGUUGUCCUCGGACACCUUCAGCAAACAGUGGCCUCUCCUUGCAGCCAGUAUGAUGGUGAUAUCAAGCUCUAUGACAUGGUUGAUGUGUGGGUGAAGAUCCAAGAUGUCUUGCAGCAUGAGAAUUUCUGUGAAAGUUUAUGGUCCAGGAAGAGUGUCAUCUUCCUGAAUCUAGGAACGGAUGAGAUUAUUUUGCAGGAAG
Molecule: messenger RNA, 1231 nt
Organism: Leptosomus discolor (cuckoo roller)
Lineage: Eukaryota; Metazoa; Chordata; Aves; Leptosomiformes; Leptosomidae
Source: RefSeq, a predicted model, not a curated record